AUGGAUGGAUUGGUGAAUUUUUUGUUCUAUCAUUUGCGCCGCAUAUGCGGGGCCAUACGGUACGACCCCAUGGCAACCGACAGCAGCAGCAGCAGCACCAGCCCUGCGGAAGGUGGCACUUUGAGCAGCGAGAGCGGCAGGGACAACAGCAGUGGUGGUACAAGGGCGGAGGUGGAGGUGGUGCAGCUGACGGAGGAGGAGCAGCAGGACAACAGCAACGGGCGCAACGUGGACGAUGCAAUCAUCGACCUCUUCUCCCUCGCCCUCUUCUCCCACUCCCUCCUCCUCUCUCCCACCUCCACCUUCGGCUACCUCAUUGCUGCCCUCGCCCCCCACACCCCGGCCCGCUUUGCCUCCUCCUCCUGCCCCCCUUGCCCCCCAGAGCCGUGCUACCACCACCCCCCCACCCAGGGUCAGUGCCCUGACGGCCAGCCACUGCUGCUGGAGCGUGCCCUGGCUGCGGUGCCCCACCUGCCUCUCAUGCGCUGUGCUGACCUCUCACCGGGGCUCGCAGUCAACACUGCUGCUGCUCUUGCUGUUGAUUCUGGAUUCGUUUUUGUUGCUUCAUUGUUGGGUUGGGGAUGGCGAGAGAAGUAG
Messenger RNA from Closterium sp. Naga37s-1, 597 nucleotides. The record is from the annotation of a GenBank genome assembly. NCBI's taxonomy places the organism in Eukaryota, Viridiplantae, Streptophyta, Zygnematophyceae, Desmidiales, Closteriaceae.